AAGGGAGCUGCGCAAUAGGAAGCCGGCAGAGAAGAGGCUGCUUGGUCUCAAGUGAUCUGAAAAAUUAAUUGCUGCUCUGGGGUUGAGUGGACCAGUUGCCAAAGUGAAAAGCUUCCCUCUAACUGGCCCUGUAAGCUGGAGGAGGAGGGGCCAGGAUCUUGCUGAGCCAGAGUGCUGAAAUGACAGACAGAAGUCUGGCAGUUCUGUUCCUGGGCAGAUGGAUCACCUGAUGUAGAUGUUAGGGCUCAAGCCCUGGGAUUGGCCUAAAACAGGGCUUUGUUGACCUUGGCAUCCUGUCAAGCUGCGGUCACAUCCACACGUAAUACUAACAGCCUAGAAAUAGUGCUGCGGUAGCCUGCCUGACUCAGCGUGAACAAGGAAGCCGCCAUGCAGGUGCUAACCCAGCGCUACCCUAAGAACUGCCUGCUGACCGUCAUGGACCGGUACUCGGCCGUGGUGCGCAACAUGGAGCAAGUGGUGAUGAUCCCCAGCCUACUGCAGGACGUGCAGCUGAGUGCACACGGGCUCCAGGCCCAGCCUGGGACCCCUGAUCUCUACAACUGCUUCACCAUGCUCAAGGCCAUCCGUGUGGAUGUGGACCAUGGGCUGCUGCCCCGGGAGGAGUGGCAGGCCAAGGUGGCAGGUGGCAAAGCCAGUAAGGCUGAGGAUGAAGCUGCAGAGACAGAGGAGGCCGAGGAGGAGAGGGUCGCGGGACAGCUGGACCUAGAAGCCCAGUUCCACCUGCACUUCUCCAGUCUUCAUCACGUCCUCACCCAUCUUACCCUGAAAGCCGAGGAGGUGACAAGGAAAUACCAGGAGAUGAUGGGAGAGGCCAUGUAGUCCUUGGACUCUACGGAAGGUAAUGAUCACUCUAUGUGAUAGCAGGCAGACUCUGUGAGGAGGACAUGGAGCUGUUCACUAGCCCUGAUGCGACCAGAAAGGCCUGGACCUGCAGCUGGAAGCGAAGGCGACUUGGUCCUCUGGGAAGCUUCCCUCCCUCCCUCUGAGCACCAAUUCAUGGCCUUUCCACCGGGUCACUUUAGGGAUGCUUGUUGCUAUCCACAACUCCCCUCAUUCCUCUGACAAGCUUGGGUGGUGGCCAGUGGUUCACGAGGGAACAGAUGUUACCUGACCAGUGUGUGGUCUGGUAGAAAUGGCGUGGGUUUAAGCAUCUGCCCAACCAAAGUUCCCAUCCCUCCUCUUGGCAGUCAUUCAGUAUGUGAUCCUGGGCAAGUUAUUUAAUCCACUGGAAUCUAAAUUUCCUCAUCUAUGACGUGGGGAUAGUAUUACCUACCCCACAGAGAGGUUAUGAAAAUUAAACAAGAUGAUGAAUCAAAAGCACCUGGCACCUGAGAGCUCUUAUUCUAGCCUGUUUUCUUCUCAGCUCACCUUGCAUUUGCUCCAGCUGUUGAUUUUACUCUCCAGAACCAAGGGAGAGCAGAAUGCCUUGGGAUGAGUGGUUCACUCUUGUACCUGCCAAGCACAGGUGAACUAUAAACCUGUUUAUUGCAGUAGCAAUAAAAAAAUAAUACAUUA
Equus caballus (horse) is the source of this 1536-nucleotide messenger RNA. RefSeq names its product thyroid hormone responsive (gene THRSP). The record is from RefSeq and is a predicted model, not a curated record. NCBI's taxonomy places the organism in Eukaryota, Metazoa, Chordata, Mammalia, Perissodactyla, Equidae. Gene Ontology annotation, cellular component: cytosol. Gene Ontology annotation, biological process: regulation of lipid biosynthetic process.